Messenger RNA from Psylliodes chrysocephalus, 1484 nucleotides. Lineage: Eukaryota; Metazoa; Arthropoda; Insecta; Coleoptera; Chrysomelidae. The record is from the annotation of a GenBank genome assembly.
CAGAUUUUAGGUGUUUCGUGUUGCAUUGACAUUCGCUUCAUCAUUUUUAAUUUUUGAUCUCUCAGAUAUCAGAAAAUGUGAUGAGUAAAAUUUAAGUUUGUAGGUGUUUUGUAAGUGAACCUGUGAUAUAAUGUAUUGAAAUUAUUAUUUAUUAAUAGGACUCUAGUGAUAAAUUUAUACAAUAUGAACUUAAAAGUGAUCCAGACAUUCUUAUUAUUAAGUAUAAUUUCCACUGCCAUAGUGUCAGCAGGAAGAGACUUUUAUAAAAUAUUAGGUGUAUCUAAAUCAGCUAGUUUACAUGAUAUUAAAAAAGCUUAUAGAAAAUUAGCCAAAGAACUGCAUCCCGAUAAAAACCAAGGAGAUCCCCAAAAAUUUCAAGAUUUAGGUGCAGCUUACGAAGUGCUCUCAGACGAAGAAAAAAGAAAGAAAUACGAUAGAUGUGGCGAAGACUGCCUCCAGAAAGAUGGCAUGAUGGAUGGAGGAAUGGAUCCCUUCGCUAGUUUCUUUGGAGACUUUGGUUUUCACUUUGGAGGUGCUGAACAAAAACACGAGACUCCUAGAGGAGCUGACCUAGUAAUGGAUAUACUAGUUACUCUGGAAGAUUUAUAUACAGGUACAUUUAUCGAAAUUACCAGAAAUAAGCCUGUUCUCAAACCAACCAAAGGCACUCGUAAGUGCAACUGUAGACAAGAGAUGAUAACAAAAAGUUUGGGACCUGGGCGAUUCCAAAUGAUGCAGCAGACUGUAUGUGAUGAAUGCCCUAAUGUCAAAUUAGUCAAUGAAGAAAGACUUUUAGAAAUGGAGGUAGAACAAGGAAUGGUUGAUGGACAAGAAACUAAAUUUGUAGCUGAAGGGGAACCCCAUUUGGACGGCGAUCCAGGCGAUCUCAUUUUGAAAAUAAAAACUCAACCACAUAAGCUUUUUGAAAGAAGAGGGGAUGAUUUGUACACUAAUGUUACCAUAAGCUUACAGGAUGCACUGACUGGCUUUACUAUGGAAAUAAAACACUUGGAUGGACAUAAAGUUAGUAUUAUGAGGGAUAAAAUUACUUGGCCAGGUGCCCGCAUUCGUAAGAAGGGAGAGGGCAUGCCCAAUUAUGAAAACAAUAAUUUACAUGGUACCCUCUAUAUUACUUUUGAUGUUGAAUUCCCCAAACAAGAAUUGACUGAUGAAGAUAAAGAAGCUCUUAAGAAAAUACUGAAUCAAAGCUCAAACAACAAUAUUUACAAUGGUCUUCGAGGCUAUUAAUUCCAUCUCAAGAUCAUAUCCGAUCGGAAUGUGAAACAUUUAUCUUUGUUGCCACCCUGACUUAAUUUAUAUGGUUUCUAUUUAUUUCAGAUUAAAAGAAAAACACUUUGUAAAUAAAUUUAUAAAAUAGAACACAAGCAUAUUUAUUUGGGACAUAUUUAAUUAGUCCACUGUAAAUAUUUUAUCUAAGUCUGUUUUAAAUAAUUAUGUGUUUAUAUGAAAAUGGUUUACAGUAU